CAAACCCCCUGCGUGGCUAUAAUAAGAACCAGUACUAAUCAUGUAAUUAUUGUCAGCGUAUUCGGACAUAGGACCUCAGAUCAGACCGUCUAUGUUGAGUCAUACAUUUCACCUUUCUGAUACACGAAGGACUACUGGACCGCUGGAGUGGCCUGGUGUGACUUUUGCAUGAUGCAUGCCUGAUAAGUGGUCACCAUCCAUCUGCUGUUUCUCUAGAGCCCUGUACACUUGAAGUGUCAGCCUUUCUUGCAUGUUGUGUCGUGGGCAGUACCUUCAGCGAUAACCCUGUGAAAUUGUUGUCCAAAAACAUGCACCAGGCGCAGGAGGUGUGUCAGCGAAAGCAUGAACGGCAGCCUGCCGAGUUGAAAGAGGAAAGGAACCAUUCAGAGCAGCUACUCUGUCUGGAGCUGAGGCAACUGCGUGAAGAGGCGGAGCAGAAUCAACAGAAGACUGUCUCAGCGGUGAUAGCCAGACAUGGAUGUCAGAAACAGAGUUGCCUUUACAGACUUUUGCGCUCGCUUGAGAAAGAGUUGAACUACAAACUCAGUGACUCUGUGUCAACUGAGAAGCAGCGCUUCUGCUCUUGUAGUAGAGAAACAUUGGACGCUCUGGAGGACUUGCUGCUCACUUUGUCUGAGAAGAUAAAUGUUGCAGAGGGGGUCAAUAAACUGCGCCCUAAGCAAGAAUUAGAGCUUGAAAAGGCCAUCAUCCAAUGCCACUUGCUGAAAGUCCACAGAAGACUGGAGCAGGAAAGCCAUAGAGCAAGACUCCCCAGUGACUUUGUGGGAAGCGCCUCAGCUCAGACUUGCGAGACGAAACUCACCUACUCAAAAGCGACGAUACAAAGAACCAAGAGGGUCCACAUCUUGUCGAGGAAUAAACUGGACACCUGUCAGAGUGGAUCUCUGAAAAUCUGUCACCCUCAUAACACUCCCCAUGCUGGCUUGGAGUCCUGUGGUCCUCAUGAGCCAUCGCCAUCCAAAUGCACUGACAGAAAUAUGGAGGAAGAUAUGUUUGACCUAUGCACUCGGCCUGAGCAGCCACAGCCUGCAUUAGGGGAUGCAGAGAUGGCGAGCACGGAGGACUCGGAGCUGUUUAAACAAACUCUGCAGGAGUCAAAGGAGCAGACCGAUGACUCCCCCAGACUCCUAGGCAUGGCCCAGUCCAACACAGUCAACAACAACAACAUAACCUCCACGUCAGUGUUAGGGAAGAGGCACCAUUCAGUUUACGCAAAGCUCAAUGGUUUUGACACUGGAGGCAUCCAAAAGAGUGAUGCAGACUAUGGUUUCCUGGUGCGUCAGAACACUGAGCUCCUGCGAGCUCUUGAUGAGCUGGAGAAGACUUGCAAUACGCUGAGGGAGGAAAAUGGCCUGCUGCGGAAGAGCAGCGCCCCAGAGACUGAGGAGAAGGUCAGGCGGCUGCGGAGGAAGAACACAGAGCUGACUGUUCUUGCAAAAAAACUGGAGGAGAGGGCACGAAAGUUGCAAGAGGCAAACCUAAAAGUGGUGAAUUCUCCAUCGCUGAUCAGGCCCCCGUCUGUUGAACAGUACAAGAGGGCAUUUGCUCGACAGCGUGCACGUGACCUCGCCAGGCAUGCUGAUGUUCUGCUGUCCAGAGACAAGGAGAUUGCAGCUCUGCAGCAGGAAUGCAGGGAGCUGGAGGCAAAGCUCGGCACGUCCAAGGGCUCCCAUGUAGUACCUGCAAGUGUGGGAUUCGAGAAGCUUCUCAGGGAAUCUCAGAAAGAAGUGCUGCGGCUCCAAAGACAGCUUUCUGUGUCGUCGUCAACACAGCAGCACAAGCAUGGUCCAAAACAUAUUGAGGGAGUCCAAGAAAAAACGGAUCUGGGUGAAAAGGUUGCUGAAGAAACCCCGAGUGUGACAUUAGAUGAAGCUCCGUCCAGGUGUGAGAAGACUCCCGGAGAGGAGGAGGAGGAGUCGGGGCUGCGAGUGACGCCCCCUACGGGCCUCAGCCCGACCCCCUCCCGUCAGGAGGACCGUUUACAGGAGCAGCAACUAAAAUUUCUGGAAAGUGAGCUGAGCCGAAAGCGAAAAGAAUGUGAAAACCUUGAGCAUGAAGUAACGAAGCGACAGAAAAGAUGUCUGGAUUUGGAGAGCCAGCUUGAGGAUGAGCGGGGCAGAAAUGAGCAAAUAAAAGAGGAGGCAGAUCUCCUCAGGAGGAAGGCACAGCUGCUCGACCAGACUCGGGCUGAGAAUGAGGAGCUGAGGGAGGAUCUCUCUGAAGUGACUGCUCAACACAAGUCAGUUCUCGAGGAGAACCAGAGACUCCGUGCCAAACUGGAGAACCUAGAGCAGGUCCUAAAGCACAUGCGAGAGGUCGCCGAGCGAAGGCAGCAGCUGGAACUGGAACAUGAGCAGGCAUUGGCUAUCCUUAAGUUCAAACAGGAUGAAAUCAAACGUCUACAGCGGGCGCAGUUAUUUGCCAAGAGGGAGCAUGAGGGUGUGGUUCAGAUGCUGGAGAGUACACUGGACUGCAUGCAGUCAAAGGUACGAGACCUGGAGGAGAAAUGUCGCAGCCAGAGUGAACAGUUCGGCUUGUUGUCCCAAGAGUUGGAAAAGUUCCGACUGCAGGCGUCUAAGGUGGACCUGGCUGGCUCUAGCCUCCUUAACAAUCCCAGCCUUUCUGUUCUGACCAAUGGGGUGGGCCUGACUACUGAACGAGUAGACUGCACUGAUGGUACAUGGGACAUGGUGUCUCUGGGUGAAAUAGCCUUCUGGAGUCUAGAGGGUGGUGACGCUCUCUCCUGCCCCGAGGAUGUGGCAGCUGCACUGCGGAUCGGGACAACCCCCCAUGCUGCAGGACUGUCCAGGAUGGAACGGUCUCCUGUCACCAAGCAUCGAGAGCUGCCCACCAUCAGUGUCAGCAAGUCAGGCUCCCCGAGCAAGUCAGAAGCCACUCACCUCUCCCCCAAAUCUGACACCCAUCUCAGUCCUCACAAAUCACCAAGCCCCAUACACGAGGUGGACACUGCUAGUGAAGUAGAUGAGCUUGAUAUUGAUGUGGCCCCUGCACCUUACUCCGCUGUUAGAGGAGCUGCCAAACUACAAGUAUUUAUUGCAAGAUACAGCUAUAAUCCCUACGAUGGCCCCAAUGACAACCCAGAAGUGGAGCUGCCCCUCACAGCUGGAGAGUACAUUUACGUGUAUGGAGACAUGGACGAUGAUGGCUUCUAUGAGGGUGAGUUGAUGGAUGGACGCAGAGGGCUGGUCCCCUCCAACUUUGUAGAGCGUGUGUCUGACGAUGAUAUGAUGAGUACCCAUCACCCAGACACUGGGGACAUUUCCCACAACUCCGUGCUUGAUAGCAGCCUGCACAGUGCCAGUCACCAGCAUCACCUCCACACGGGGGCCGUGGCCCCAGCUGCCUCUGGUCCUUCCCCCGCCCCUUCACUAUCAGCAUCAGCCUUGGCUGUCCCAGCCCCCCUCACCAAUGGCCUGGACUUGGAUUUGGAGGAGGUGGGAGUGGACACCGUGCCUUACCCACGUAAGCUCACCCUCAUCAAACAGCUUGCCAAGAGUAUCAUCAUUGGCUGGGACCCGCCGCUGGUGCCGGCUGGCUGGGGCAACGUGUGGAGCUACAACGUGUACGUGGACCAGGAGCUGCGGCUCAAUGUGCCAUUCGGUGCCCAGACCAAAGCAGUGCUGGAGCGGCUAGACAUAAACCUCAAGGCCUACCGCGUGUCAGUGCAGAGCUUGACGGAGAAAGGCCUCUCAGACCAGCUGCGCUGCAGCAUGCUAGUUGGUCGGGACGUUUGUGUGGCGCCCACGCAGUUACGUGUGGAGAGGAUCGCUGCCACUUCUGCCAACCUAACCUGGCUGCCCAGCAAUAGUAACUAUGUGCACAUUGUGUCCUUGAAUGAGGAGGAGUGUGAGUUGGUGAAGGCUGGCUGCUACUCGCUUUGCCUCAGUAACCUCUUGCCCAGCCAGCACUACACUGUUAAAGUGGAGGCACGGCCACAUCGCACACCGUGGGAGCUACCCGUGGAGAGACGUGAACACAGAAGCAGUACCAUCACUUUUAGCACACUGAUGGCAGUCACAUGCCCACAGUCUGGGAGCACAGGGCCACCUGAUGCCCCUCUGGACGUGCAGCUAGAGCAGGGACCCUCUCCAGGGAUUGCCCUCAUCAGCUGGUUACCGGUCACCAUCGAUGCGGCUGGUACAUCAAACGGAGUCCGUGUGACCGGUUACACAAUUUAUGCCGACAAGAGAAAGGUGCUGGAAGUGUCCUCACCAACAGCCGGAAGUGCUCUGCUUGGUCCAUCUCAGAUCCAGUCUCUGCAGUCAGCUCAGGAGCUCACUGUCCGCACCACAUCUGCCCAUGGAGAGUCCUGCGACUCUAUGCCAGUCAACGUGCCCUCCAAGCUGGCUGCUAUCAUCGCCGGUCCUGCCCCCGUCGUCCCUAUUGUGCCACCUCAGCCCUGCUCUCCUGCAGGCCCCAGUCUCGUCCAUCCAUCGCUGUCGUAUGGGAAAUCUGCUGCCAAAGUCUCCUCGCUGCCAUCGAAUUCUAACAUCCCUGCCCCCACCAUGGAGGCUGCUGCUAACCCUCAUGCUCUCCAUCCUGAAUCUCUACUUCCACCUGCCUCAUAUGUGAAAGCAUGGGCCAACCCUUCAUCUGCUGCUGCCUUUAACAUGUGUGAUGCUAUAUUACCCGGCACAACCACCAUCACUCCAAUGGUUAACGUGAGCCCAGUCUUCACAUCAGCUCCUCAACAGUCUUCCGUGGCAGCACCUUCACAAGUCCCAGCCGUGGCAUCAGCUGUACUUCUAGAGCAGCGCAGAGAUGCAGACAGCCCUGGAACCAUCCGUCCCUUCCCAUCCAUCACAGAGUUCAUUGAGGACCCCUGUGCCAAACUUUCCACUCCAGAGCGAAUCCCCACACCACCCAAAGCACCAGUCGCUGAUCUGAACAACGUUCAGGAGCAUCUGUUUGUCCGUCCCUCCAGCACUUCACCUCAGCAGUCAGAAUUUGGGGAGGUGCCAGAGAGUACUCGUUUAGUGUCAAUUGACGAGUUCUUGAGACAGGACCAAAAUCCAGAUUACCGCGGUUCUCAGCAGAAUUACAGCAACCGACUUGCAGAGCCUCCCAGUGAGUACCUGGCUGACAACAGCCGUUCAGACCUCUCUGACAUCCUGGAAGAAGAGGAGGAAGAGCUCUACUCUGACCCCCAUGGUGACGCUCAGACCCGGACCUAUUUUGUGAGAGCAAACCGGUCUUCCAAAUUUAAUCCCGACGACGGUGAGGAAGAGGUCAUUGAGAGAAUAGUCAAGAUUCCUGCUCAGGUUUCUCACACCAAACAACUGUUCACCGCUGCAGAGGAAGGCUGUGAUCUAGAGGAGCAUUCCCGUCAUCUCAGACAGCACAGUUUGAGGCCCUGUGUGGCUCGAGCCAGAAACAAAGAGGAGCUCCACCAUGUCUCGCAGCCUCACCCACACCAGCCUAAUCCCCACCUGCACAUCCCACCUCAGCAUCACCACUUCAAUAGAGAUCCCAGACCUCUCACCAAAGAGCCUUUAACAAGGCAAGGAUCCUUGCAGGUCAAGCCUAAGAUGCAGCACAGGGUUCACUAUGCAGUCCCAUUAGACAACACGAGUUAUCCCGAAGAUGAAAACACAAAUGUGUAUCAACCCCCAGGCAGUAGACACAACCCAGCCCGGUGUGGUCCCCAACUGACUCCCAGCAAAGACAGAGUACUGCUCAGAGGGCUAGGGGAUCGCCUUAGGAGGGAGGCCAUGCUUCGAAGUCAGAAGGCUGUUGCAACAGCACCCAACUCUGGCCAUGGGCCCGCCCUGCCAAAACCCUACCUUGUCAGUAAAACGGUACGCACUGUCAAGUCGCCAACUGGUCGAGGGUUGGAGAUUGACGUGGAGUACGGCCCCAAUGAUAACGAAGAACCCGUGGAAUGCAGUCAAGGGGAGGUGGUGGUGGAUGAGAUAAGCUCUGAAUGGUGGGUGGAGACUGGACAACUGGAGAGCAGCAAAGCAUCCCAUCGAAGAAGGACGAAGUCUGAGCCAGCGGAGUCCAGCCUAAUGCCUCCGUCUGAAGCUGGUCCAACAUUGACACCCCAUGCAGAGGUCUCCUCCAACCCAUCAUGCUUGCAAACCAAGCAUCCAAAGGGUGUCGAUCCUUCAGCCUUUCGCAUCUUCGUGGCUCUUUUCCCUUACAAUCCUGCCACCAUGUCUCCCAAUCCUGAUGCUGCAGAGGAGGAGCUGCCCUUUUCUGAAGGACAGAUCAUUAAAGUGUAUGGGGAUAAAGAUGCAGAUGGUUUCUACCGCGGAGAGUCCAGAGGCCGCAUGGGCUUUGUCCCAUGCAACAUGGUGUCUGAGAUCCAGGUGGAGGACGAGGAGACUCGGCAGCAGCUUCUGCAGCAGGGCUUUCUAACCACCACUACCUCCUUGGGAAAGAUUGGCACUCGCACACAUGCACAGCUUCCACGUCGUCCCGUACCACCACCGAAACCAAGACGAUCCAAGAAAGUGGAGUCAGCUGCACUCUGGGAGGAGAGUGCAGACUCCUCCAGCGCAGAUCCCAGCCAGUCCAGCGCUCCAGCUGCUGGGAACCCGCCUCCCAAGUCUCGCAGGAUGGUGGCCAUCUUCGACUAUGACCCGCGCGAGAGCUCGCCCAACACAGACAUCGAGGCGGAGCUGACCUUCAGUGCAGGGGACGUCAUACAUGUGUUUGGUGACAUGGAUGAAGACGGCUUCUUCUAUGGCGACCUGAACGGCCAGAGAGGCCUGGUGCCCUCCAACUUCCUGCAGGCCGUCCCAGAAACCGCUCCGGCACCGGAGCACAAGAAGGAAUCUCAGGAAACAAGGACAUGUUCUCCACAACCUCAACCACCCGAGCCCAUGAUACCAGAGGAGGAUUCACGCACCAAGACAGAGCCUCCUGACAAAACCCAACCAGCUACCGCUUCAAACCACUCCACAGAACCAGAUGUGUCUCCAGCUCCGUCGUCCCCCGCCUCUCCUCCAGCGCCCCCUGCAGCCGAGAGCCCAACCCAUCCCGACGUUUCCACACCAGCGAAGAAGAAGAAAAGCUUUUUCUCCAAAGGCAAGAAACUCUUUAGACGACUGGGGGGCAGCAAGAAGGAAUGAGCUGCCACCUCUCUGACUUGGCACUUUCCAGUCAAACCCGCACGUGCGUUCCCGCACCAAGUUGUCAAAGUUAGCACCUGCGCAUGCCGGACUGCAUGCUGAGUCAUCAAAACCCUGCGGACGCUGUAUGAUCCAAGUGCAAGUUCGACUGUAGUACUCAAGAGUUCCGCAGAUUUACACCAUUCGUAUUUAUACUCGCUCACUGGUGCCACUUUAUACUGACCCGCCUGCGCUCACAUCACCAGUCCCUCUUUCUUCUUUAUGGAUUGAUUUUAAGGGGCCACAGCCACAAAUUCACACUAACAUAAUAUAAAUAUUUCUAAUGGGAAAGUUGCUGGUUCAAUUCCAGCGUCGUUCUUCCUGUGUCCAAUGAGAAGGCCUGACAAAAAGGCACCCGUCACGUGACACGCUAAUGUGGGCGCAGCCGGGUGGGAGCAGCUGUCCGUUCCUCCAUGUGGCUGUAAAAAAUUGCACUAUCCAUCUGGAAUGGAUUAAUUUUCGUUUUCAGUCUGCGCCACUUUGCACUGUUCAUGCGAUUCACUGGUGGUGAGGAGACGGCGGAGCGAGGACAACUGAGGCCUUCUUUUUAAAACCCUGGAACUCUUGAUGAGUCACGACCCACCGCUGAGUUAGGGGUCGUGACGGUGGCACGGGUGAGACAGAGACCCCCCCAGGCACACCUCCACUCACCCCCCGCCCCCUUGCUCUCCACUAAAAUGUUGUGUUUGUGUGUAGCAUAGAAUGGCUGCUGGAGGUUUGCUGGCUGUGAAGGGUUCUGCAAUAAGUGUGUGUGAUGUGUGUGUCUGAAGUGAAAUAGGUUUAUCAGUCCAUCUGGUGAUCAGAUCCUGCAGAGUUCAGUCUUUCGGUCCGGGCCUUUACGUUCGGCGGUGACACUGUUAAGCCCUCAGUGUAGCAGGAGUUCACACAAGACACACGAUGCUCUAAGGUGGACCAGGGUCACAUGAGUCACAGGGUGACAGUGAGCUGAGAGAAAAGUUCCACACGGUUUCUGCUGGGUUCUUUUCACAGUGUGACUCUUUCUGAAUUAAAUAUAGUUCAUUUUCAAUGGAGCAAUUUGAAGCCUUCGAAAUUCAUCUUUAUUUUCUGUUCUUUUUUUUAUUUGAAUCCCCUUUUUUAACUUAACUUUUACUUGAAAAAAGCUUUCAUUUUAUUGAACUUAUCCAAAGUAUAUAUUGAGUUUUCUUGUAAAAGAAAUAAUUUAUUUUUCUGAGAUUAUUUUGAUUGUUUCUUUAAUUUUCACUACAAUUUUUUCCCCUAUUUUUUCAUAUACAUUUCUGCUUAUAUUUAAAGUUUUAUAUUGAUGACCUAAGAAUAAUAUAAUAAUAACAUUUCAGCUUUCUGUUCAGCUAUUUUAACAGGGCGAGCGUCUCUAAUGUGUAAUUUUUUCCCACGUACAUAUUAACCAUUAAAAGCAAUUGAUACUUGUUUACUUAUUUAUUUUUUUCGUUAUUUUUUUUUACCUAGUCAAAAGCAUAUUUUAAUCUUUUUUUUUCUUUUUACAGAAAUCUUAUUCUCAUAUUUUGGAUCCUAUUCAAUUAAUAAUAAAUAAUAAUAAUAAAAUGCUGUUUAGGAUUUAGAUUCAGAUUAUGAACAGUAUUUCUUUCCCUUCACAAUUGAUGUUGACGUCCUAUAAACAAGUAUUAUUUUAACAACAUAUAUAACAACACUGUUUUAAUGUUAUUUUAGCAACACUAAAUAAUAAUAUUCAAAAAGUGAAAACCAAACUGAUUCUGCAACGAUGCAUGUGGAUGCACUCGAAAUGAAUUUGCUUCACCAGUGUUUUACUCUUGUCAUCAUGUUUACAAACCAAAUUCAAAACCCACUGAAUGUUUAUAUUUGCUGCAGAUUAGUCUUCCUUGAGCAAAACCAUGUCAACAGUUACAGCUUUAUAUUCAUACUUUUUACAGUUGUUUUUUAACUCGCACACAGGGGGCGCUGUCGUGCUGGUUUCCCGUGUGUGUGAUUCACUGAGGCCCAAAAAAAUGGCAUUUGAAGUUCAAUGACUGACACAUUGAUGUGAUUAAAUUCACCCACGUUACCCGACUGACUUCACUUUAAGAAUGAAUAGGCUUUUCCUGUUUUGCACGUCAACAUUUGCCGCCAUUGUGUGUGGCGACGUUGAUUCUCUCGUGACUUUCUGACUAGGUAGCUGUUCUGUAGUGGUCAUCCGUGCUAGCAACUGUCUGUCGUUGACUAGCGCUCACUCUGAAGUGGGCGCCGCUUGACAGCACCACUCAACGGCUCCGCCCACUUCCGGCUUGGCGACCAUCGUGUAGGUUGAUUGUUACUUUUAGCCUUACAAGACCUUGUUUAGUCUUAAUCUGGUGUUUACAGGAUGAUGGUCGACUGCAUGUCGUACCCAGUUUGGCCUUAUUUAUUUCACUCGAUAGGAUUUAAUGCAGUGGAGCGAAGUGUGAGUGAGUGAGCGAGUGUGAUGUGACACUUGGGGACUGUGCUAUAUUUUCAUACAUUGUCUCUCCUGACCUGCUUUCAUUGAACCAGACAAACAUUUUUUUUUUUUUUUUAUACUCGCACUGAAUGUUAUUAUGUGUGGUUUUGCAUGUUGAAGGCGUGUGGGUGGAGGCGUUGCUACGCGAAGGACUGGACAUUGUCACACGUUUUUACGAUAAUAAAAUGUUUAUUUUCACAGAAAAAGAUGAACAGUCUUUAUUUCACAAUAAGUUGGUGAACAGUCGGAGCAGCUGAGUCCGGAGCCGCACUCCGCCCAUGUGCAAUGAGAGGAAACACUGUGGACGUGUGCGGCUCCGCGAGACAAAGCCGC
Messenger RNA from Synchiropus splendidus (mandarinfish), 9921 nucleotides. Its product is annotated as RIMS-binding protein 2. Gene Ontology annotation, biological process: neuromuscular synaptic transmission. The transcript is spliced from 36 exons. Lineage: Eukaryota; Metazoa; Chordata; Actinopteri; Syngnathiformes; Callionymidae. Gene Ontology annotation, molecular function: protein binding. The record is from RefSeq and is a predicted model, not a curated record. The coding region runs from base 309 to 7118 and encodes 2269 amino acids.